This is a messenger RNA of Diabrotica balteata, 1446 nucleotides long. The record is from the annotation of a GenBank genome assembly. NCBI's taxonomy places the organism in Eukaryota, Metazoa, Arthropoda, Insecta, Coleoptera, Chrysomelidae.
CUGGUUUGGCGCUAGGUUCAAAAUCCCUGAGAAGAUAAUUGAAUACAUAAACUAAAAUCUUCAGAUGAGAUCAAACUGUUGAGAUAUAAGAUUGUUAUUUUAAAUUUGUUUUAGAGAACCAUAAAAAAGUUCAUUAUGUGGAAAUGGUUGAUUUUGGUGUUUUUUCAACUUUCAGUUUUUGAUUGUGCUGUUAAAAAUAACAAUAAUAGAUUAGUUGCUAACCGUAAUUUAGGUGACAAUGGUUCAACCUGUAAAGCCAAAUAUUGGACACUUGUAAAAUAUUUUGAUGGUUUCCCAAAGAAUACAGAUAUGACAAUUCGGGAAGAAAAUUUGCCACCACUAAAAAAUGGAGAAUUUUUAGCAAAAGCAGUUUUCUUAAGCGUGGACCCGUACCAGAGAGUAGUUGGAUCUUUUCCAGAUCAAGUAAAACUGGGAGAACCAUUUUUGGGACAGCAAAUAGCACAAAUAGUUGAGACGAAAAAUCCAAAAUAUCCCGUUGGGAAAUAUAUCCGUGCUGCAUUUGGAUGGCGAAGUCUAACCAUAUCAAAUGGAAAAUUAUCAGAUCAGGAUUUGGCUGUCCUACCAGAUUACGGAAACUUACCAGUGUCACUAGGAUUGGGAGUAUUAGGAAUGACCGGUAUGACUGCUUACUUUGGUUUACUGGAAAUCUGCAAACCUAAAACUGGAGAAACUAUAGUAGUAUCUGGAGCAGCUGGUGCAGUUGGUAACUUGGUUGGUCAAAUCGCUAAAAUUAAAGGAUUAACCGUGAUAGGAAUAGCAGGAUCAGAUGAAAAAGGAAAGUGGCUGAAAGAAGAACUGGGUUUUGAUCAUUUUAUUAAUUACAAAAAAGAUAAUAUCGAUGAAAAGUUGAAGAAGGUGGCACCUCAAGGAGUUGAUUGUUAUUUUGAUAACGUUGGGGGAGAAAUAAGCUCAUCCGUUUUGUACCAGAUGAACGAUUUUGGUCGGGUCACUGUUUGUGGAUCAAUAUCAGCAUAUAACUCACCUGUUAAACCAAAAGUUACCAUUGUUCAACCAGCAAUUCUUUUCAAGCAGCUGAAAGUGGAAGGAUUUGAUAACACCAGAUGGGCAAAUAGAUUCCCAGAAGCAGUUAAACAAUAUUUACAAUGGAUACGCGAAGGCAAAAUUAAAUACCAGGAAACUGUUACUGUUGGUUUCGAAAAUACAUUCAAAGCAUUUAUGGGAAUGCUUAAGGGUGAAAACCGAGGAAAAGCUGUAGUUAAAGUAUAAUAAUAAACUGUAAAACGUUCUACUACAAACUAGUGUCAUUUAAACUUGAACAGUUUACAUUUUAGAAACCAUCAUAAGUAAUAAUUCACUAUACAUGGAAUUUUGGAGUACUCUAGUUAAAAAUAUAAAAUAAUGUUGUUAACAGUUUGUAUUUGUUAUGUAUAAAAAAUAAAAAUAAAAUGUAUGGUUUCUUGUAAA